CGCUGCUGGUAUCUAAACUGGAAGGAAACGUGCGAGCCAGAAAGCCCCAUAGGCUUGGGAGCGCACCGGGCAGUGCCAGGAGGGCUCCUACCCCCAGCCCAGCACCAGCAGCCAGCGCAGCCUGCCAAAUCUGCCCCCUAAGAGCAGCCUCUCCUGCCGCUUUGUUUCAUUUGUGGAGCUCGGGUUUUAUUUCAUUUGAUCGAAUUUGAUUUCGGGGUUUUGUUGUGUUUUUUUGCGCACCCCGACAAACAAAGGAAGGAAGGAAAAAAAAAAGAAAAAGGGGGAGGGGGCUUGUUUCGCAGAAGACAUGCGUUCAUUCAGGAAGAGGUGGACUGUCUGCACGAUAAGUAUCCUCCUGAUCUUUUAUAAGACAAAAGAAAUAGCAAGAACGGAGGAGCACCGGGGAAUACAACUCACCGGAGACGGUUAUAUGAGUUUGAGUAGAUCGAUGAUCAAUAGCUCUGAUAAAAUAAUUCGAAAGGGCAGCUCUUCAAUCUUUCAUCAUUCUGUGGAAGGUUGGAAAAUCAAUUCUUCUUUGGUACUGGCGAUAAGGAAGAAUAUUCUUAGAUUCUUAGAUGCUGAAAGAGAUGUCUCGGUAGUCAAAAGCAGCUUCAAGCCAGGAGAUGUAAUUCACUAUGUGCUAGACAGACGUCGCACCCUAAACAUUUCUCAGGAUUUGCACAGGCUCCUUCCUGAAGUCUCACCAAUGAAAAACCGCCGGUUUAAAACAUGUGCAGUUGUUGGAAAUUCUGGCAUCCUCCUGGAUAGUGGAUGUGGAAAAGAGAUUGACAACCAUGACUUUGUAAUAAGGUGCAAUCUAGCUCCAGUGGUGGAGUUUGCUUCAGAUGUGGGAACGAAAUCUGAUUUUAUUACCAUGAAUCCAUCUGUUGUACAAAGAGCAUUUGGAGGUUUUCGGAAUGAGAGCGACAGAGAAAAAUUUGUGCAUAGACUAUCUAUGCUGAAUGACAGUGUCCUUUGGAUCCCUGCUUUCAUGGUCAAAGGCGGAGAGAAGCAUGUGGAGUGGGUUAAUGCAUUAAUCCUUAAGAAUAAAUUGAAAGUGCGAACCGCCUAUCCAUCACUGAGACUUAUUCAUGCUGUCAGAGGGUACUGGCUGACAAACAAAGUCCAUAUCAAAAGACCCAGCACCGGUCUCCUUAUGUACACCCUGGCUACCAGAUUUUGUGAUGAAAUUCAUCUGUAUGGAUUCUGGCCAUUCCCAAAGGAUUUAAAUGGAAAACCAGUCAAAUAUCAUUACUACGAUGAUUUAAAGUAUCGGUAUUUUUCUAAUGCCAGCCCUCAUAGAAUGCCAUUAGAGUUUAAAACUUUAUAUAUGUUACAUAACAGAGGAGCACUUAAACUAACAACAGGGAAAUGUGUACAGCAAUAAAGCACCUGUACAGUACAAUAAAAAUACUGAAUAUGCACUUCAUCAUAAAGGUGUUGUGAAAUGGCAGUGGGAUACCACAGAGGAUAUAUUUCAAUACCCAAUAAGCCAUUGGGAAAAGGAAGUUUAUCAGAAGUCCAUUACCAGCUAUUAUACCUGUAAAGUGCUAUAAAACGAAAGUUAUCUUGACUGCAAGGGUUCAAGUAAGUGCCACUUUUCACUAAGAACAAAACUUGAAUGUAUAAUCAGUACUGUUUACAAGAUCCAAUGAUACAUUCUUCAUGAAAAAAAGAAGCAGCAAAUAGCCCUUUUUUACUGCUGACUUGCUACUGUAGUCUGACAGCUUAUAGAAGAAAUACCCAGUGGAUGGAAUCUGCCCAUGGGGAAAUAAAACAGCCUUUGGCAGAAGAAUUCUUGGUUGAAUUAGUAGAGAAGUGAAGUCUGUAAGAUCAAGCAGAUCAAGUAAAUGCCUUCAGUCAGGGGACUGUCUGACCUUGUAUUAUAACCUCAUCUUUUGUUGCUGGUUCCUUGUUGUUGUUGUUUGGUUUUUUCUUGCAUUUGGGUAUUGUAACCCUAAAGGGAUUUUAUAAGGAUGAUAUGAACAGUUUAAAGAAGUCAUCAAAUAGUUGUCUUAGAAGAAAAAGUUAUUAUUGGGUUAUUAUUGGGGGAAAAAAUCAAAUACUUUAACAAUCUUAAUUGUGUUGUAUCCAGUUGUUACACAAUUCCAAACCUUCAUAUUGUUGGGUUUUUUAAAUUUUUGUUUGUUUUUUAGCUGUAGUUGUCAGUAACAGCUAAACAGAACCACUCAGAGAUCAGUAUUUUUGAGCCAUUUUUAAAGAAAGUUUUGUCUGUUAUGUGUCAAUUAGGGAAGACAUGUGUAACAAGAAGGUGCCCUUAUUUUUGGUACCAAAGAUACACUGAUUUUUGUAUACAGCUACCUUUUUUCUUUUUAUGAAAAAAACAUGUACAUUAAGUACCAUGUUGCUGUACUGCUGAGGGGAAAAAAAAUGUUUCUGGGUAUUAUUAUUUACUGUAAUUUAUAUUGAUUGACUUGUUUGAAUGAAGAAGCUUCAAACAGAUUUUCUAAGCUAACUUUGCCAGGAAAGGUUUGUUCUUUUGAAAAAUCUAAUACUGUUUAUUGCAAGCAUUCAGCUAUAUUUGAAUUUGAUUUUUAUUUCCAUUUAGGCAAAAGGAAUUUUUCAGUUUCAUAAUUCUUGUAUUAAAACACACUGUAGUUUACUAAAUAGAAAUAAUUAUUUUGGGGGGAUCUCUAAUUUCUUUAAACCAAGGUGGUAAAAAAAAUAGGUUCCUGAAAUGUUGUCCAAUUUUGAGGGAAAAAAGGCCCUGCAACAUCCAGCUACCAUUUUAAAAUAGGUUUUAAAAAACUGAAUAGACAAUAAAGACACUGUUAGUCAAACACAGUUCUUUUAUAUUAAAAAUUUUAUCUAGUGUUGGACAAUAAACCUCUCUUGUAUUAGUUCAAUAGUCUAAUAAGUAAAUGAUUAAAAUAACAUCAUUCUACCAUAUUCUUACAUCAGUUCUUCUGAAAUCCUUUUUUUUUUUAAUCACACAGAAUAACUGUUCUCUUCUUCUAUUAUUUCUGGGAAGACAGUUACAAAUGGCAUGAGGAACAGGAAAUGGGCUCUGCAGGUUGUGAAAUACCAAACCAUUUCUUAUUCCCUUCAUAGCACAAACAUGUAAUUAGAGUGCCUGAAUGCAUUUGAAUUUAAGAAAAAUCUGAACACUUUCCUUUCGGAAUUUGGUGUGCAUCUCAGGAAACUUAACAGCAGGCAGUGAGCAUCACUGCAGUAGCAUGAAGAGUAAAGAACUAGUUUUAAAGAACAAAUGCAGUCUUUAUGCUCUCUGGUUGCACAUUAAUAUAAAAAUUAUCUUGGCCACAUGAGGGUUCCCUAAUCCCAGCUGCUGGAAUUGGACAAGAUGAUUCUGGGAGAAUGUGUUUUCUGCCACUAUGUUUCUGAUUGCAUCUUACUUGAGGAUGGCUCUGGAGCUGUACCAAGCCUCCAAUAAUGCCCAUUGUGUUCCCACAACCAGCUCACAAAAAAAAUACUUGGAACAUGUCAUUCAUAUGUUGCUUAGGUCUCUUCCUGCCCACAACAUCUGUGCAAUGUGGGUUUUGUCUAGAAAA
Gavialis gangeticus (Gharial) is the source of this 3530-nucleotide messenger RNA. It is a transcript of the gene ST8SIA4, whose product is annotated as ST8 alpha-N-acetyl-neuraminide alpha-2,8-sialyltransferase 4. Gene Ontology annotation, molecular function: alpha-N-acetylneuraminate alpha-2,8-sialyltransferase activity. Bases 308 to 1387 code for a protein of 359 amino acids. The transcript has 5 exons. The record is from RefSeq and is a predicted model, not a curated record. NCBI's taxonomy places the organism in Eukaryota, Metazoa, Chordata, Crocodylia, Gavialidae. Gene Ontology annotation, biological process: oligosaccharide metabolic process; N-glycan processing.